Molecule: messenger RNA, 171 nt
Organism: Colletotrichum tamarilloi
Lineage: Eukaryota; Fungi; Ascomycota; Sordariomycetes; Glomerellales; Glomerellaceae
Exons: 2
Coding region: 1-171 (56 amino acids)
Source: RefSeq, a predicted model, not a curated record
AUGUUCGAGAAGCCGAAGCCUGCUGUGAUGGGUCUCCACAAACCUCUGGUCAUGGCUAUAGCGACCGGUUUGCAAACGAAAAUAUGGACCGGGAUGGCGAACGACAGUGCGAGUGGCAACGCUAAGAACGACUAUGGGCCCAGCCUGUGUGGAUCAAGUCCAAAAAGAUGA